Molecule: messenger RNA, 3282 nt
Organism: Bathycoccus prasinos
Lineage: Eukaryota; Viridiplantae; Chlorophyta; Mamiellophyceae; Mamiellales; Bathycoccaceae
Product: kinesin heavy chain
Exons: 1
Coding region: 1-3282 (1093 amino acids)
Biological process (GO): microtubule-based movement
Cellular component (GO): microtubule; kinesin complex
Molecular function (GO): microtubule motor activity; ATP hydrolysis activity; ATP binding
Source: RefSeq, a predicted model, not a curated record
AUGGGAGAGUUGACUCGAUUUGUAUCUAUUUUUGUCUUUUUCUUUCUUUAUUCUCAGCAUAUCCUCGCGUGUUCAUUUACCACCUUUCUCGAACGAAGAGGAGCCACUUUUGCGACGAGAAAGCUUUUCUCUUUCCCGUCUUCAAAGCUCUUAUUAUACACUAUUAUAAAUACACACGCACGCGCAGAAGAAGAACAAGAAGAAAAAGACGACGAUACGAUGAUGAAAAAGCAGCGCGUGUUAGCCUACGCGCGCGUUCGGCCUUCUUCAAACUCUUUUCCCACGUCUCCUCGGAAGGAGAAAAAAAUACGCGGAGAAGACGGCGACCGCGAAGAAGAAGAAGAACACGAAGAAGAACACGAAGAAGAGGACUCGAAGAAGAAGAACAAGAAGACGAAGAAGAAAACGCGCGCAUCUUUAACCGACCCUGGCAUAGUGGAAACCGCGAGCGGUCAUUUUCGCGUCGACCACGCGUUCGGGGAAGACGCCACGCAAAGGGACGUGUGGGACGCGAUAGGAGAACCAGCGUUGACGGACGUGAUGCGAGGCGAGGAGGCGUGCGUCAUCGCGUACGGGCAAACCGGAGCCGGGAAGACGUACGCUUUGUUGAAUACUCCGGGAAUGACAUCGUCGAUGGGCGGCGGCUUGGAGAAGGAUUUUACGUCCAGGAGAAGAGAGGAAGAAGAAGAGGGAGAAGAGGAUGAUGAUGAUGAUGAUGAAGAAGAAGAAGAAGAACGGCGCAACUCCGCGGGACUCGUUCCGCGGCUGGCGGUGGAACUUUUCUUGCGAAUUGAUAAGGAGGGGAAGAAGAAGAAGGUGAUGAAGGAGACGAAAAAGAAUCGACGGACAAAGACAAUGUUUGUCGUAGAAAUCUCGAUGAUGCAGAUUUAUAACGAAAUCGUGGACGAUUUGUUGGAAGAUUUGGAAGAUGGCGGUAAUAGCGCGACCAAGAAGAAAAUGAGCGACAAGAGCAAGAGGAGCGCGUCUGUGAGUUUUAACGAGAAGAAUGGAAAGACGAGUCGAACGAAAAACGUCGUUCGUAUGAACGAUGUCUGCAACAACAAUAAUAAUAAUAAUAAUAAUAAUAACAACAACAAUAACAAUAACAGUAUCAACAACAAUCACGGCGAAGAGUGGGAAGUUGAAGAUUUGACGUGGAUGCGAUGCGAAAACGCCUCGAUGCUCUUGCAGAAAUUCGCCGAAGGCAGAAAACGCCUGAGAUACGCAGAAACUCGCAUGAAUAAACACUCGAGCCGAAGUCACUGCGUUCUGAACGUAAGAGUCAAGAAAAUCAAGAGGAAGAAAAGAGGUCGCGGUAAAGAUGCAGUUUUAAUCGUCGAGCAAAGCGAAGGUGUUUUGACCGUCGUCGAUUUGGCCGGGUCCGAGCGACAACACAAAGAUUACUAUCGGCAUCAAGAAGUCAAAAGAUACCCACUCGUCAACAAGAAAGACCGCGUUCUUCUCGAAGAACUUCGAUUCAAAGAGGCUACUCGCAUAAAUCAAAGUCUGCUCGCGUUGGGAAAUUGCGUGCGCGCGUUGGCGAGUAACGCCGCUCACGUACCCGUACGCGAUUCCAAUUUAACGAAGAUUUUGUGUUCUAGUUUGAAUGGACGAAGUCGGACGUGGCUGCUAGUGUGCUGCUCUUCGGAAGUUGAGCAUGCGUCCGAGACUGCCGCUGCGCUUGAUUUUGCCACACGCGCUAUGCGCGUGGAAACUCUUGCGCGGUGCCCUGGGCAUACUAAGGAAAUCAUAGAAAUUGAUUCCGCGGAGUUGUCGUCGACGACGACUGUACUUUCUACUACGCCUCGGGAAUCGAACGCAAGCCGGAGCAGUACUAGCAGUAGUAUCACUAACGGCACGUUGAAUAGCGACAGAGAAGAAGACGAUUCGUUCGACGACGACAAUGACGACGACGACGACAAAAAUUUCGACCGCAAGGAAGGCAGUUUCGAUCAAAGGGAACUAAACGAACGAAAAGAAGACCAACGACAACGCUGCACUCUUCAAGAAGAACAUCGUCGUCAUCGUCGUCCGUUUACGACAAAUGUUCGUGAAGGAAAAUUGCGGAGAGAGAUACAAAGUUUGCGCGACGAGCUCGAGUCUCUCAAAAUAGAACGCGCCGUAGCGAAGCAGAGAGCGAAAGAAAACGACGAGCGAAAAGGCGAGGAACUCGAAUCGAUGAAAGCGAAACUGAACGAGAAGUGCUCAGAAGUCUCGCACUCUUUAAAAGCGAUGCAACGAGAAAACAGAGAAAAAGGUGAGCUCGUGGAAAGUUUGCAAAAAGAGAAGAAUGUUUUACUGGCGAAGUAUCGCGAGAAGUGUCGACAGUUUGACGUGGAGUCCCAGAAAGCACAAACGAUACUCGACCGAGAAACUCGCGCAAAGAGAAUCGCCGAAUCAAAUCACGAGCGCGAGGUGAUCCUGCACACCGAAACGAGACGAAAUCUCGAACGAGAGAGAACGAAGAGCGAGAAAGUAGUCGCUCGGUGCGCAGCAGAGCGUUUGAAAUCGGAAGCGAAUCAUCAAGCCCGACUCCAAACUCUCCUCGAGAAAAACGAACGAACACGUAAAGAAGCGGAAGUAAACGUAAAAACGUUGCGCCUUUAUCACGAGGCGAUUAAACCAUCGGGUAUAAUUAAGAUCACGCGCGUCGAGGAUGAGAAGGACUUCGCGCGCCGACUCUCCAUCGAACAACGCAAAGACGCGCAGCGCGCUUUACAAUUUCGCGCUCUGCGAGACGACUUCACGACGAAACUCGUUGAAAAAAAUAAACUUCUCGAAAACGAAAAGCGCCGCUCGCAGCGCUCGCGUUUACACGCGCUCGAAAUGAAGGAAAAAUUAAAAGCCGCCUCCAAGUCGCUGACUGAUUUCAAACUCGCCCAGAGAGAAGGAAUGGACGAAAUAUGUGCGCGAGGCGUGGUCGUGUAUAAACGAGGCGAUAAAAAUUCGAAUUCGAAUCGCGCGUACGAGCGAGUCGUGCGCGUCGCUUCGCCACUCAAAACCUCGAAUGCUCACAUUUCUGCGCCUUCGCAGUAUCGCGUUUUGCAACAAGGCUACGUUCGAUGGAACGCGUCGAAAACUAUACCUUCGCGAAGGCUCGAAAGCAUUGGUCUCGACAACUCCAACUUCCUUUUGCGUCAGUUGAAAAGAAACCUGAAAAGAGCGCAGUUUGCCCCGUUUUCGUUCGAAGAAGAAGAAGAAGAAGACAAAGAAGACAAAGAAGACAAAGACGAAGAAGACAAAGAAGGUUUGACUCCGUCCUUUUCUCAUCGUAGGAUUUGA